UUUAUUAUAUCUAUUGUUUCAAAUAACGAGAGAGUGCAUGGUGAUUAGAUCGGUCGAGAUAGUCCGUGGUUCACUUGUCCACCUUCUCCGUGAAUCGUGAAGACUGGUCAUCCAUUCCAAGAGUUCUCUAUCGCACGCAGCCCUGCGUGUUGUGUGGGACAAAACCGGUUCCACUUAUUUUUCUGCUGAGACGUCACUCCAGGUCACGGUCAGGCGAGGAUGGGUAGCAAACUGUUGCAGAAACAGCUCCAGCAGUUCAAUAGUCAACAGGCUGCUGCGACAAAGAUCGUGCAGAAAGCUGCGGCAGAGCGGUCAGCUGCAGUGGGCAGUGCGGCAGCCCGAGCCGCGUAUCAGAGUCAACUAAGACCUCAUCAGGGCGGGCAAUAUGGUGAGGCGGCAACGUCCAGUCACAGUGGGACCGGCAAGGGGCCAGCAGCCGAGGUCCGACGGCGGCCUGUUCUUACUGAUGACGCGAUCAAAAGAAUCCAGAGCUUGCCAACUGGAAGGCACCUCAAGCUUGUGCUCGACACUUUGAAGGAGGAGAGGAGACCACUUACUCCUCAACAGAUAAAGGAAUAUUGUGGUGUGGAUGUCAAUGAGAACAAAGAACUCUUUGAGAGCUUGAAGAAUAACCCAAAGGCGAGGUACGAUGGGCAUUCGUUCGAAUACAAGUCGGCGUACGCGGUGAACAACAAGGACGAUUUGCUAAGGCUCAUAAGAACUGUGCCUGAGGGGAUCCCCAUGGCCGACCUCGAGGACUCGUACCCAGGAAUUAUUGAGGAUGCGCAGGAGCUGAAGGCUGCAGGCCAGGCAUGGCUGAUUCAGAACAGUGACAGCCAGAAGGACAUCAUCUACCCGAACGACCCCAGGAUAGUGAUCCAAGUCGACGAGGAGAUUAAGCAGCUCGUACGGUCGAUAGAAAUGCCGCGAGAAUUUGUGACGAUAGAGAGAGAGCUUGAGAAGAUUGGCAGUCGGCCAAUCAGCAACUCCCUGCAACGGCAAGCGAUUCUUGGCGUGCCACGACACUUGCAGCAGAAACCAAAGCCCAGAAAGAAGAGAGAGAACAAGCGUAUGAAGUACACUAACUUCCACUUGCCAGAGCUUUUCCGUAGUAUUAAGAUGCCAGAUUAAUUCAGAGAGGGGAAGGGGGAGGGGGAUUGAACAGUCCGGAACUUUGCUUGCUAGCAGUUUUUGCUGCAUUGUUGGCAGCAAGGUCCGCUGAAUUAAAAUGGAGGAAGGUGGGCGUGAACUUAUACAAGACCUACUCGCCCGAUCUCAUCCUUGGCAUGAAGAUGUCAAAUUGAUCCCAGGGGUGGAGGGGCAGAUGUGGGAUGAGCAUGGAGGCACGCAGGAAGCAUAGGGAGGUGAAAGCCGUUUUGAGUGUAAAUAGGAGGUGAAAGGCAGAAGACAUUUGGCAGAGGGUGCGCAAGAAGUAGGUAUGAUCGAACAGGUGAAGCCCCUUCUCCUCCGUUUUCAAUGCCCUUGGCAGAAGAUUGGUUGCAAUUUCUCAACAAUACUCUUCGGACUCUUCAGAGAAGUGGAGUGGUUUUGUUGUUUUGUGUUCGUUUGACUGCAUGCUUGCCCAUGCUCUUCAGAGAACUUUCACGACAUGUGUUCUCAUCGUACAGAAUGGCAGUAAUGAUGAUGUUUGUAUUCUUUCACUGAGAGCAUUUCUGUGUGUGGAACUGUGAAAUCAAACUCUCACCCAGAA
This is a messenger RNA of Chara braunii, 1711 nucleotides long. NCBI's taxonomy places the organism in Eukaryota, Viridiplantae, Streptophyta, Charophyceae, Charales, Characeae. The record is from the annotation of a GenBank genome assembly.